Messenger RNA from Zingiber officinale, 907 nucleotides. RefSeq names its product DCC family protein At1g52590, chloroplastic-like. The transcript is spliced from 4 exons. The coding region runs from base 459 to 863 and encodes 134 amino acids. NCBI's taxonomy places the organism in Eukaryota, Viridiplantae, Streptophyta, Magnoliopsida, Zingiberales, Zingiberaceae. The record is from RefSeq and is a predicted model, not a curated record.
UUUUCUCCUUCGCAAUGUUUUGUCGCUGCGUUUUUUCUUUCCCUCUCUCCGAAAUUUUUUGCCGCCGCAUUCAGCCCCUUUACCUUCUCGAUCCCUAAGCAUUCCCCCUCUAAUGCCCCGACGAACUCUUCUUCCUCCUGUAAGAGAAAAGAGGAAGGCAGAAUGAAUCUGCGCUUCUUUUGUUGUCUCCUCUUCUGCAUCCUGGAAGAUGAUGUGAAGGGCUUAGGGGCGUUUAGGGCGUCGAUUAGGGAUUCCGUUUUGGUCGUCGUCUCCUCCUCCUCCUCCUUAUCAUCUUCAUCAACAAAUCCAUCAAUUCGUCCUCACCGUCACGGCCGACAAGCAUGCAGAGGAGAGACUCCAGUCGGUUGCAGGCCAGCGAGUCACCAACGAGGCGAGGUGCUUGUGGUUAAACCAUAAAACCCUAACAUUAUCAGAUCCGCGUCUGCAGGCCAGAAAUAAUGCACCUAAAUUGUGGCUCAGCCGACGCCAACGUACACGAUUUUCUACCACUGCAUUUGGCAAAUGCUCAAAGGAGCCAAAGGUUCCCACAGCGCCAUGACGCUCGCCCUUCCAGUCACGCUCGGCUCUCUACUCAUCGGCGCAACCCCAGUAAGGUUCAAACAAACCCAAGCGCCGGUAGCUGCACUUGGGAUCCAGUCUCCGCCUUCUCCUCUUCUGCCUCCGUCGACUGGGUGAAGGUUACCGACGGCGAGUUCUUCCAAACCGACUCCAGGCCGAUCAUGCCCUUCGACGGCGUGUGCAAUUUGUGCAACGGUGAAGUCAGAUUUGUUCGCGACAACAAUCGCAACAGGUCUCAUGGUCCUCUCCGUUUUCUUCUUCGUUUUCCCCCUUUUCUUAGAUGAAUGAUUAGGUACGAGGCGCUUCAGAGUGAAUCUGGUAGGAAACU